Messenger RNA from Papilio machaon (common yellow swallowtail), 2082 nucleotides. RefSeq lists its product as uncharacterized. The transcript has a single exon. NCBI's taxonomy places the organism in Eukaryota, Metazoa, Arthropoda, Insecta, Lepidoptera, Papilionidae. The record is from RefSeq and is a predicted model, not a curated record. The coding region runs from base 151 to 2031 and encodes 626 amino acids.
GUGAUAUCACUUGACUUGUAAAUUGUGAUAACGUCGAAAUAAAUAAAUGAAUUAUAUUUUGAUUUAAAGUAUUUAAAAUGACAAUUAUUGGCCUCACUUGAGUGCAGUUUUUGCUUAUUGUGUGUAGUUCGUGAGUAGCAAUUUUGUGUAAUGGAAAGACCAGCGAACAGUACUAACGAAAUGAGUCGCCGCGCCGGAGAAUUCAUAAGACGUGUAAACAGAAUAACCGAUGGACCAAUGACUAGAAAAAAACUGGUUAUAUUAAUUUUAAUUGUUAUAUUCUUAAUUCUCUACGUCGGUCCCACAUUGAUGAACUGGCUUUUUGAGUCUGAAAGCUCGGAAGUCAGUAAUCAAAUCUUAUGUCAAAGGAACUUUAUAAAUCCUUUUGAGGAUGCGCUUAGAGACUACGAUGCUUAUUUGAGACAGGAGACCGCCGCUACAUUAACUUCUUCACCGCACAACUACGUACCUUAUGUCGGUAAUGGGUUCCUGGGGAUAGUCCUCGAACAUGAUUCUCAUUUGAACAUAAAACAUGGCAGGACAUUGUCACUGCCGGUGUAUUAUCACCCGCUGUACAUUGUCAGCGACUACGAUAUGAAGGAGGCCACUCUUGUUGAUUACAAGAAAGGUAUUGUCCAUAGAUUUCAAUGUGGCAACUCUGGGAUACAAAUAUCAUUCCAGUACUAUGCACACCGUACAAUACCUUCUCUCUUUGUUCAAGAGAUUCUAGUGAAUAAUCCAACAAAUUCUGGCAAAACAUUACAAUUGUUGACUCCCAGGAUAUCAUACUGGCCGACUGCAGUUAAACAGGUUGUUAAACUGCAUCAAGGAGUUGAUACAAAGGAGUAUGAGGUUGUCACAGGUAUGGUGGCAAUACCUGAUAGUGAGAAGGUUCUUGCUGUUUCAAUUGUUUGUAGAAAAUUUGGUAAUACUAUCCAAGUAGAUGCAAGAGACAGUACUGAUAUCUUGCUAUUAACCACAGUUCAGUACAGCAAGCCAAUAAAAGAGGCAGAUUAUGCUAAACAUAAAGACAUUGUAGAGAAAAAGGCUUUGGAGGAAAUGGAGAAAGUGAUAGCUUUAACGGGAGACAGAUCUUCCGUGAAGAGUUUAAAAGAGAGUCACACCCGAGUGUGGCAGGGCUUGUGGUACACAGGAUUUUAUAUCUCUGAAUCGAAAGCACAGGGUAUCAUGAAUGGAGACCGUAUCAAUGCUACUAUAUAUGCAAUUCUCUCACAAGUCAGAAGUUAUGAACAUGAGGAAAACAUAAAAGCGACAACCAAAUCAGAUAUAUUACGUUCACUUACUUACUCGGAAGGUUGCUAUGAAGGUUAUUCAACUUUAGAUGCCCCUAAUUUGUGGAAACCAUUAAACAGUUUAUCAAAUUUAAACAGUGUUGCAAGUAUCUGGUUAUUGACAUUGGAGAAACAAGGCUGUCACAACUUGCUUCGAGCGGGAGCUAGCGGAGUAAACCAAGCUAUGGUACUGAGCUUUGGUAGCUUGCGGUUUAGUAAUCAACACUUAGAAUACAACAUACAUCCAUCGAAACUACACAGAGACUUUUUAUUUAGACGUGUUAAUUACGGAAAUAUGACUCAUGUAAACAUCAGUGUGAUACUGCAAGAAGAUAACAAGGCUGCCAUCUUUGUAGCCUUAGACCGUUCAGAUAGAACUUACUACGCUUGCGAUGCGGGUUGUCUCGACUCUCCGGUACAACUAGGUCCAUAUAGAAAGUACUUCCCAGUGAAGCUAACUGAACCGUUGACAGCUAUAUUGUAUAUAACAGCUGAUAAGCAGCACAUGGAGGAUUUAAGACAUGCCAUACACGUUAGAGAGGUAGUUGAAGCACCACCUCAUGAACAUCAUGUGAUAGCGUUGCAUAAACAUGGUCACAGCUUGGGAGGAUUGAAUCCGUUAUUCUGGAUUUCAAUUAUAGUGUUAAUUGUAAUGUUUCAUUUGUUCCUAUGUAGAAUAAUAAUGAAUGAAUUUUGUGACAACACUAUGAGUUAUAAAAGACUUUAUAAUAAAACUUAAUACGAAAGCAUUGUAAGUUGUAGAGCAUUAUGACUGAACAUUAUUUGUAGU